Zingiber officinale is the source of this 1121-nucleotide messenger RNA. RefSeq names its product MA3 DOMAIN-CONTAINING TRANSLATION REGULATORY FACTOR 4-like. The transcript is spliced from 2 exons. The record is from RefSeq and is a predicted model, not a curated record. Lineage: Eukaryota; Viridiplantae; Streptophyta; Magnoliopsida; Zingiberales; Zingiberaceae. The coding region runs from base 605 to 1120 and encodes 171 amino acids. Gene Ontology annotation, biological process: negative regulation of DNA-templated transcription.
UCAUUCCCCCUCUUCUUUCCGUUCGAAGAAUCCUUUGUCGGCGAGAGGCGGAGCUCAGGCGAGUCGGGCGAAAUCUAAGCGGAGACCUUCUCCUCGCGAUCGACGCCGUCCCACAUCAAUCUUGACGCCCCUCUUGUGCUGACCGGGGAGAUCGGCCUUGAAGACGCUAGCUUCGCGGGUCUCCCACCAGUCGACGCGGGCGUCCGCGAGGCAGCGUCGUCCCCGAAGCCUCGGCGAGAAUAGAGGAAACAGACUUCUCGGGCACGGCAGAUCCUCCCGCCUCGACCUUGACGCCCCUCUUGUGCCGGCCGGGGAGAUCGGCCUUGAAGACGCUAGCUUCGCGGGCCUCCCACCAGUCGACGCGGGCGUCCGCGAGGCAGAGUCGUCCCCGAAUCCUCGGCGACAAUAGAGGAAAGAGACUUCUCGGGCACGGCAGAUCCUCCCAACUCGACCUUGACGCCCCUCUUGUGCCGGCCAGGGAGAUCGGCCUUGAAGACGCUAGCUUCGCGGGCCUCCCACCAGUCGACGCGGGCGUCCGCGAGGCAAAGUCGUCCCUGGAGCCUCGGCGAGAAUAGAGGAAAGAGACUUCUCGGGCAAGACGCUGAUGGCCUCGAAAGAAGAGAAGACGGCGGAUGGCGAGGGCGGAGCAGACGGUUCUAGUUCUCCGACGGCCAGUGCGAAUAGAGGUUUAGACGAUGAUCAAAGGCACAGAGAUGAGAAAUUAAGGAAAUACGAAAAAGCUGCUUCCUUGAAAAUUGAGCAAUACUUCCUCUUAGAUGAUAUUCCACGACUUAUUAAAGGACUUGAAGACCUGGCUGCACCCGAGUAUAAUAUUUUCUUUAUUAAGAAAUUAAUCACACUCGCCGUGCAAUGGAGGAACCAAACGGAUGCCACAUCGCGAUUUCUCGCAACGGCUGUGAAAGAAGAUGUUUUAUCACCGAUUGAUUUAGAGAUAUGUAACGAGUUCCCUGAGAAUUCUAUUGAAAGUGAAAUUGUAUCCAAGGCUUGCGCACUUGUAUCAGCUGCACAUGCCUCAGAGGCAAUGCAUUCGGUAGGUGCCGCAUUUUGGUUGGUUGUUUAUUUUUAUUUUUGUAUGAUAGUACCAUGGAUUUGUGUGUAAA